UGAGAAGGGGGCGUGGCAGGAAGUUGGAAGUCGCACAAGAAGGCGAGGUGCAGCUUGGCAUAAUGGUGGACUCCCACUACGUUCUGCCCAAUGACAUUGGGAUUGCGACGCUGGAUUGCGCCGAAGCUUUCGAGCUCUUGUCACUGGAAGAAAAAUGCUAUGCUCACUAUUUGUCGCGAGCUUGCUGGUAUGGCGGGCUCGUGGUCCUGUUGCAGACGUCCCCGGAAUCACCCACAAUCUAUGUCCUCCUCUCACGCAUUUUCCGAGCCCAGGACCCGCGUCAGUUGGAAGAGCUGGCCCGUUCGCUCGGUCUCACGGAGGAAGAGUAUCAGGCGUUUCUGGUGUACGCAGCAGCCGUCUACGCCAACAUGGGCAACUAUAAAUCCUUUGGCGACACCAAAUUCGUCCCCAGCCUUCCCAAGGAGAAACUGAAGCAGCUGGUGUGGGCAAGCCAGGCGUUUUUACAAAACCCAGAAGAGAUGGCAGCUUUGUGGGAGAGCUGCGGGAAGCUCAUGUUCUCCCUGGAACCCCUUCAGAGGCAUUUAGGGCUCAGUGGUGAGGGGGUGUCCACAUACUUCUCUGCAAAUUGUUCCAUGGAAGAUGCAAAGCUGGCUCAGAAAUUCCUGGAUUCUCAGAACCUCAGCGCGUACAACACCAGGCUUUUUAAGACAGAGGAAGGAGAGAAAACCAACUACCAAGUUCGUUUGGCUUCGGUGCUUCUCGAUGAACCCCAACUUGAUGAGAUGACGGCCAAAAAGAAGUAUUUCCAGUUUGAUGGCUGCACGUUUACUGUGACCCGAGGCGAUUACGCCCCGAUUCUGCAGAGGGUUGUGGAAAACCUGCGGAAAGCACAGCAACAUACCGCCAGCCCCAUUCAGACAGAGAUGUUGGAGCACUACAUAACCAGCUUCAAGCAGGGGUCCAUCCCAGCCCACAAAGAAGGGUCUCGCUGCUGGAUUCGUGACAAAAGCCCCAUUGUGGAAAGCUACAUUGGAUUCAUCGAAAGCUACCGAGAUCCGUACGGUUCCCGGGGGGAAUUUGAAGGUUUUGUAGCGGUGGUGAACAAAGCCAUGAGCGCCAAGUUUGCCCAGCUGGUGGCCCAAGCAGAACACCUGCUGGAAGAGCUGCCUUGGCCCCGCGCCUUCGAGAAGGACCACUUCCUGAAGCCCGAUUUCACCUCCCUUGAUGUGUUGACCUUUGCCGGAAGCGGGAUUCCCGCAGGCAUCAACAUCCCGAAUUAUGACGACAUCCGCCAGACGGAGGGCUUCAAGAACGUCUCGCUGGGGAAUGUGCUGGCGGUCGCCUACGCCACCCAGAAGGAGAAGCUCACCUUCCUGGCCGAGGAGGACAAAGAUCUCUACAUCCAGUGGAAAGGCCCCUCUUUUGAAGUCCAAGUUGGUCUCCACGAACUUCUCGGUCACGGCAGCGGGAAGCUGUUUGUCCAGGAUGACUCGGGAGCUUUCAAUUUUGACCAGACUGCAGUGAUCAACCCAGAGACAGGAGAAUUGAUUCGGAGUUGGUACCAAGCCGGGGAGACCUGGGACAGCAAGUUCUCAAGCGUGGCGUCAAGUUACGAGGAGUGCCGGGCGGAGUGUGUGGGUCUCUACCUCUGUUUGAACAAAGAUGUGUUACGGAUCUUUGAACUGAAAGGGGAAGAUGCUGAAAACGUGAUCUAUAUUAACUGGCUGAACAUGGUCCGGGCAGGACUGUUGGCUCUGGAAUUCUACACGCCCGAAUCUGGGACGUGGCGGCAGGCUCACAUGCAAGCCCGCUUUGUCAUUUUAAGAGUGCUGCUGGAGGCUGGCGAGGGUCUGGUGUCCCUGCACCACACCACAGGGACAGAUGGCAAGCCUGACGCGGUCGUCUUGCUGGACCGCACCAAGAUCGCCACAGUGGGAAAACCGGCUCUGGAACGUUUCCUCCGGAAGCUGCAGGUGCUGAAAUCCACCGCAGACGUCGAAGGGGGACGGAAACUUUACGAAGCCUAUUCGACGGUGACGGAUGACAAACCGGAACGCUUCCUAAGCCUGCGGGAGACAGUGCUGUUGCGCAAGGAAGCGCGGAAGCUGUUUGUGCAAGCCAACACCCGGCUGGAGGGAGGCAAAGUGCAACUUACUCAGUACGAAGCCAGCGCGGCGGGGCUGAUCCGAUCCUUCUGCGACCGCUUCGCCGAAGAUGCUGAGGUCCUAGAACGGGAGCUGCUGGAGCAGAUUCGGGCCGAUGCUCAUUUUUGGGAAACUUAAGGCUGCUGGGUGGGCAGGCCUCGGCCCCCCCAUCCCCAGGGAACCCUCCUGAUGUCGGCAGGUCCGUUCUCCCCCCGUCGCCCUCAGAAAUGGGGCGCUCCCAGGCCAAUGAUCUUGGGGGGAAUCAUCCUGCUAAGAACCCAAUAAACCUAAAUUUUCUAAA
Messenger RNA from Python bivittatus (Burmese python), 2406 nucleotides. It is a transcript of the gene DPP3, whose product is annotated as dipeptidyl peptidase 3. Gene Ontology annotation, molecular function: metalloexopeptidase activity; dipeptidyl-peptidase activity. The record is from RefSeq and is a predicted model, not a curated record. Gene Ontology annotation, biological process: proteolysis. NCBI's taxonomy places the organism in Eukaryota, Metazoa, Chordata, Lepidosauria, Squamata, Pythonidae. Gene Ontology annotation, cellular component: cytoplasm.